This is a messenger RNA of Oncorhynchus kisutch (coho salmon), 449 nucleotides long. RefSeq names its product serine/threonine-protein phosphatase 1 regulatory subunit 10-like. The annotation marks the transcript as partial. The record is from RefSeq and is a predicted model, not a curated record. The transcript has a single exon. NCBI's taxonomy places the organism in Eukaryota, Metazoa, Chordata, Actinopteri, Salmoniformes, Salmonidae.
AACACCCUGGGGGAGGACUAGAGCUGUCAGAAGACCCUGGGGGAGGACUAGGGCUGUCAGAACACCCUGGGGGAGGACUAGAGCUGUCAGAAAACCCUGGGGGAGGCCUAGAGCUGUCAGAAGACCCUGGGGGAGGACUAGAGCUGUCAGAAAUCCCUGGGGGAGGACUAGAGCUGUCAGAAGACCCUGGGGAAGGACUAGAGCUGUCAGAACACCCUGGGGGAGGACUAGAGCUGUCAGAACACCCUGGGGGAGGACUAGGGCUGGCUGAACACCCUGGGGGAGGACUAGAGCUGACUAAACACCCUGGGGGAGGACUAGAGCUGUCAGAACACCCUGGGGGAGGACUAGAGCUGUCAGAACACCCUGGGGGAGGACUAGAGCUGACUAAACACCCUGGGGGAGGACUAGAGCUGUCAGAACACCAGUCCUCCCCCAGGGUGUUCUGA